GUAUCGUCGUGUUUGAGGGAAAAAAAAAAAAAAAGAGGUAUCGUCGUGUUUGAGGGAAAAAAAAAAAAAAGGAGGUAUCGUCGUGGAGGGCAGGGGUGGGUGACUUGUGCUGCUGUUCCUUCUCAUUCCUCAAUUCAUUUGGGUCAAGUCUCCUUCUCUCUCUCUCUCAAACACAAUCUCAGCUCCCUCCCACUCUCUCCCUGUCCCAUUCCUUUCCCCUGAUUGUCUACCCAACUCCUGAGAUUAACAUCCUUGAUUGUCUACUCAACACCUGAGAUUAACAUCCUUGAUUGUCUAUUCAAUCUGUAACUUAAGCAACAUCUGUAAAAAAAAUACAAUCCAUAAGCUCCAAAUUCUAUGCUUUCACGAGAUUAGUCUAAUAUAGAUAUGGAUGAAUGACUUAUGUAUCAGACGAAGAGCAUUCCUAGUUCAACUUUGGUCCAUUCAUGCUGCUCAUUGGUUCAUGGUCAGCAUUUAGAGUGUGGUGCUAGUAAAAUGGAACCCAUUAAUGGAGGGAAUAGUCUCAACAACCCCAGUCUCGCUUCAAAGCAACGACUGCGUUGGACUCAUGAGCUUCAUGAACGCUUUGUCGAUGCUGUGGCACAACUUGGUGGGCCAGAUCGGGCCACCCCCAAGGGUGUUCUCAGAGUCAUGGGCGUGCAAGGUCUAACAAUAUACCAUGUCAAAAGCCAUUUACAGAAAUAUCGACUUGCAAAAUAUCUUCCCGACUCUUCAUCUGACGGGAAAAAAGCUGACAAGAAAGAAACUGGAGAUAUGCUGUCCAAUUUGGAUGGUUCAUCUGGAAUGCAAAUUACAGAAGCACUCAGGCUGCAGAUGGAGGUGCAAAAGCGACUGCAUGAGCAGUUGGAGGUGCAGAGACAGCUACAGUUACGCAUUGAAGCUCAAGGGAAGUACUUGAAGAAGAUAAUUGAGGAGCAACAACGACUAAGCGGAGGCCUUGGAGAGGUGCCUGGUGCAGGGGUUUCUGCCCCAGUAUCAGGUGAUAAUUUCCCAGAAUCUAACAGCAAGACUGACCCAGCAACCCCUGCUCCAACUUCAGAGUCCCCCGUUCAAAACAAAGCUGCCAAGGAGUGUGCCCCAGCCAAAAGCCAUUCUAUUGACGAAUCAUUAUCAUCUCGCCAUGAGCCAUUGACUCCAGAUUCACGUUGUAAUGUUGGUUCCCCAGCUGAGAGCCCUAAAGGUGAGAGGUCAGCGAAGAAGCUACGGGCUUGCUUGGACACAACAUAUGCAAAACCAGAGAUGAUCUUUCCUCACCAGAUACUGGAGUCAAGCUUAAACUCAUAUCCACAACCACAUUCUAUCUUCCGGACUACGGGGCACUUUAAUCCUUCAUCUGGGUUAUCUGUUGGAAGUGAAGAUGACAUAGAGAAGGUUUCGGGCAAUGAUCAUUAAUUUUGGUUGUUACACGAUGCCUGCCCUUGAUGGCUGUUAUCAUUUUUCUCUUCUGCGUAGCUUCUAAAAAUAUGUUCUCAAGCGGGUUGAAGAACCCAUUAAUGUUAGAUUUCACAGAUGAUUAGGUUCAAGGACAGCUGUUCAUUUAUUGUAAUUCCCUAUUGACUGUCAGAUGCUUAAGGCCGCUCAUCUGGAAGCGGAUAUGCAUUGUGAAUGGAGACGGGUUCUUAGGUUAACAUAUGUACAAUAGAUCUCGAUGCAUCUGUUAGACUCUGGUAAAGAAUGCUGUCAUUAAUGAUGCAUUGUAAUUUGAUGUGCAGGCUCA
This is a messenger RNA of Manihot esculenta (cassava), 1738 nucleotides long. Its product is annotated as myb family transcription factor PHL7. Bases 403 to 1413 code for a protein of 336 amino acids. Lineage: Eukaryota; Viridiplantae; Streptophyta; Magnoliopsida; Malpighiales; Euphorbiaceae. Gene Ontology annotation, molecular function: DNA-binding transcription factor activity; DNA binding. The transcript has 7 exons. The record is from RefSeq and is a predicted model, not a curated record.